Messenger RNA from Cavenderia fasciculata, 840 nucleotides. RefSeq lists its product as uncharacterized. NCBI's taxonomy places the organism in Eukaryota, Evosea, Eumycetozoa, Acytosteliales, Cavenderiaceae. The record is from RefSeq and is a predicted model, not a curated record. Bases 1 to 840 code for a protein of 279 amino acids. The transcript has 2 exons.
AUGAAUUGGGAGAAUAUAUCAUCUCAAUUCAAAUUGGCCCAAGGUUACAUAGGAGAGAGCUCAAAGAAUCCACAACAAGCUAUUAAAUCAUUAUCAAAUGAUUUCAGUAAAAUGGUGCAAUCAGAAUCAUUUAAACAAAGUAUCGAAGGUAUAGCCAACUAUACACCAGCUAUUGGACAUAUCAAAGGGCUCUAUCAUUAUGGAAAGGGUCAAAUAGAAAAGGGCAAUGAAGCAAUGUUAUCUUCGACACGUACAUCAGCUGUUAUCGGAUUUGGUAUGAUGGGUGGAGCCUAUAUUGGAGUGGUUGGGGGCCUCAUGUAUGAUGGAACCGUUACAGGCAUAUCAAGUGCAAAUGCCAAAAAGUAUACACCAUAUGGCCUUAUUGAACCAUUAACAAAGAUCUAUACUGAAAAAGGUGGUGUUGAUAACUUUGUAGAGGCUGGCACUGGAAUUGCAAUGGAUGCAGGCACAGCUUAUGUGGCUACAAUAGUACUACCAACCGUCAAGAUACCAUCAUCAAUCUCAAAAGAGGUACUUCAAGAUAAUGCAAAAUCAUACAUUACAAAGACUGCAAAAGGUUAUGCCAAUCAAUGCAUACAAUAUACACGAACAAAGACAGAGAAAUAUAUCUGGAAUGCUGCAUUUGUUCCAAUCAUUGAUAACAUUUGUCACAGAUUGACCAAAAAGGAGGAGGUUCCAAAAACUACUAGUAUUAAUACUAACACCAACAAUACCAACAACAACAACAACAACAACAACAAUAUGAUUAAUAAUGAAACCAUUGCCAAUUUAAAUCCUUCAACCAUUAUUGUUGAUACUAUUGAACAAUCUACCAACUAA